AUGUCACACUUCAACCACACGAGCACCUCCUUCUUGCUGACUGGCCUCCCAGGCCUGGAGGCUGUGUACAUCUGGCUCUCCAUCCCUUUGUGUGCUAUGUAUGUGGCCUCUCUGGCAGGGAACAGCCUGAUCCUGUGGGUGGUGAGGUCGGAACCCUCGCUUCACCAGCCCAUGUAUUACUUUCUAUCGAUGCUGGCAGUGACAGACCUGGGCCUAUCUGCCUCCACGCUGCCCACUAUGCUUCCCAUCUAUAUACUGGGGCUCAGAAAGGUGGCGGUGGACUUGUGCUUGGUGCAGCUCUUCUUCAUCCACACCUUCUCUGUCAUGGAGUCCUCUGUGCUGCUGAUUAUGGCCUUUGACCGUUUUGUGGCCAUCAGCAAACCCCUGCGCUAUGGUACCAUCCUCACAAAUCCCCGGAUUGUCAGUUUGGGAUUGGCCAUCAUGGUGCGCAGUGUGGGUCUCCACGUCCCAGCCCCCAUCAUGCUGAAGAAGCUGCCUUACUGCAGGAACCACCUGCUCUCCCAUUCCUACUGCCUGCACCCGGAUGUCAUGAAGCUGGCCUGUGCUGACACCCACAUCAAUAGUGCCUAUGGCCUCUUUGUUGUUCUCUCUACGCUGGGUGUGGACUCGGUGCUCAUUAUUCUCUCCUAUGGGUUAAUCCUCCAGACAGUGUUGUCCAUUGCCUCUAAGGCUGAGCGUUUGAAAGCCCUCAAUACCUGUGUGUCCCACAUCUGUUCUGUUCUGCUCUUCUACACACCUAUGAUCGGCCUGUCCAUGAUCCACCGGUUUGGGAAGUGGGCUUCCCCCUGCAGCCGUGUGGCGCUCUCCUAUCUCCAUUUUCUUAUACCACCAGUGCUCAAUCCAGUCGUGUAUACCAUCAAGACCAAGCAGAUCCGACUGAGGAUGCUGCGCAUCUUCUUGUCAUGUGGAGCUGGCAUCAGUGACAUAAGGAGUCAUUAA
This is a messenger RNA of Marmota monax (woodchuck), 960 nucleotides long. RefSeq names its product olfactory receptor 51G2-like. Gene Ontology annotation, biological process: G protein-coupled receptor signaling pathway. The record is from RefSeq and is a predicted model, not a curated record. The transcript has a single exon. Gene Ontology annotation, cellular component: membrane. Bases 1 to 960 code for a protein of 319 amino acids. Gene Ontology annotation, molecular function: olfactory receptor activity; G protein-coupled receptor activity. Lineage: Eukaryota; Metazoa; Chordata; Mammalia; Rodentia; Sciuridae.